AAUCAUUCAGAAUAGCCUAAUACGUCAUGAGAAGCCCUAUAAUUUAGCUACAGAGGACCAAUAGCUUCUUUUUUAAAUAGCCUAGCUGCGGAUUGUAGCCCAAUAACAAAGAAUAGCCUACAGUCGGGAACGCGAGGCAAAUCUGUCAGUGAAAAAACAGCAGGCAGACAAAACAGGCCUUUUGCAAUAUUUCAAAUACAAUCGAGGGAAAACAGGUUGGAAAGCAAUGACUCUUGCUGAAAAGAUAAGACUAUGCUGUAGACUACCAAAAUAUUUGAUCAAAACCCAAACAUUGUUUUACAAAACAGAGAGAGGGAGAGAUAGGCUUUUGACACGAGCGCAUCGACAAUCUCCAGCGAGUGAGCUGCGCAUCAUUGGUGGGAGCCGGUGGUGCGUGUGUUCAGUGCCGUGACGGGGGAGACCCUCUCAGUCUUGGGCACUGUGUUUCUCCUGAGUACGUCUGUGGCCAGGCUCAUGACCCUGGUGUCCCAGCAGUGUGGGCUUCCCGUCAGCUCCUUCAGACUGAGCUCUCCCACCGGCCUGCAACUCUACGACUGCAACCGGCUGCACGACUACGCCAUUGACCUGGGGGCUAUUCUACGGUUGGACACCUGGGAUGGGUGGGCGGAGUUCCUCAGAGGCUGCUUCCUGGGACACAGACUGACCGUCCAACGACACCUGUCUAGGGAGAGACCUGUGAGGAGGUUCCAGCUCCGGGUGGCACUCUACAUCGCUGCUUCUCUGGGCCACUUGGACCUGGCCGGCUGGCUGCUGGAGAGGGGGGUGCGUGUCAUUGAGCCGGUGGGGGUUCACCCUUACCGUGAGUGGUGCCACCAGACGGCCCACCCCGACGUCGCCAAGUGUCCCGCUGUUGCCUCCAUCGAGCGCGGCCAGCUCACCAUCCUCAAACUCUUUUUCGCCAUCAGCGUUCUGACCCUUGCCUGUCGGGGAAGUGUGUGCGUCACCUGGCCACCAAGCUGUGCUCUGUGGUGGUCCUCCCAGGUAUGGCCCUGCCCAUGCGGACAUACCUCCAGAUAAAGGUAUCAGGGUGAUGUCCAAAGCCUCUCGACGUUUGACCCCCAUCAACUGCCCAUCUCAUGUAUCCUGCCCGCUCCGCCCCCUGGCAUCCCAGGAUAAACCUCUUCAACUACCGAAGCUACACCCUGUGGCCACGAGGGAUGAAAGAGAGAAGAAGAGGGGAUGGGAAGGGAUGUGAGGAGGAUGAGAGUGGGGAUCAGAACAGCAACCAAUGGAGGAGCAGAGUCCCGCUCCCGCCCAUUUCCAGAGACACCAAUCUCAGACCUGUGUUUGCCUCGCCAAAUUCCGCCCAGAUACUCACCACCUCACUGGAGGCCUUUUCUCCCCACUGCGACCGCACAUCCAGAGAAAACGCCAUAUACUGUUUGGCCUUGGCCAGGUUAGUCCAAGUUUAAAUGACAGCUACGGUGAAUAUGAAUAUUUCUCUGGAGGUUUCUUAUGAAAGGUGUGAAUACUGUCAGAAGAAGCCUCCUAUAAUCAGUGGUGGGGGGGGGGACACAUGUAAAAGCUGUUUACACACUUUUUAUUUUAUUUUGUUCAAGCAUUUACCCACCUUUUGUGGAAGAUGCAUUGAAAGUAGAGGGAGCGUUACUUCUUUAAUCCUGAACGGCAAUCAGCAUUUACCAGUCAAUGUUUUUACCACUACAUCACUGCCUAUGAUAUACCCUUAUCCUCCCUGAAUAGAUUUCAGUACAAACAAAUCAUGAGCCAACCAUCAUGCUUAGAAGGUAUAUAGUCAAAUCAAAUCAAAUCAAACUUUAUUUGUCACAUGCGCUGAAUACAACACGUGUAGUUCUUUCUGUGAAAUACUUUACUUACAAGCCCUUAACAAACAGUGCAGUUCAAGAAGAGUUGAAGAGAAUAUUUACCCAAUAAACUAAAGUAACAAAUAAUAAAACAGUUGAACUUGUCCAGAGGCCAUUUGAUUAAUUGUUCAGCAGUCUUAUGACUUGGGGUUAGAAGCUGUUAUAGGUUUACCCUAACAAGUCCUGAAACAAAUCAUGGGGCGGCAGGGUUAGAGCGUUGGACUAGUAACCGGAAGGUUGCAAGUUCAAAUCCCGAGCUGACAAGGUACAAAUCUGUCGUUCUGCCCCUGAACAGGCAGUUAACCCACUGUUCCUAGGCUGUCAUUGAAAAUAAGAAUUUGUUCUUAACUGACUUGCCUAGUUAAAUAAAAUAAAAAUAAAUUAAAAAAUGAGCCAACUAUCAUGCUUAGAAGGUAUAUAGUGUCAGUCUUAUUGGUUCACCCUAACAAGUUGUUUCAGUAUGGGGAGAGGAUAGAAUGUAAGGGCACUUCAUUAAUGUAUUGAGGCCAUUACAUAUACAGUAUUUCACAAUGCUAGGACACAGAUUUGGUCUCCUAACCUUGUUCUGGUUGAUUGACUCUCUAACAGUGCCUUCACACAGAGACCAUGGUUGCAGCAGCUGAAUGUAGCGCGGACUCUGUCCAGGAGGAGUGCUCAGCACAUUGGGUAGACACCAGGAUCCUGGUCAUUAGGCAGAUUAAACAUACUGAAACAAGGAGGGACAACCUGGAAUUGUCCAAAAAGGAACUCUUAUCUAAUUUUUUUUACAGUGAACAAGAUGAGACUUUGGAACGGAUGAUGCCUGAAACAAUGCGGACGACUUAGAAUUUCGUUCCUUUGGAUGAGGCUUAUAGAUAUAGUCAGUACUGUGUUUGAUUUGUGUGCAGAAAGUUUACAACGGCAGGCAGUGGAUUCUCAGUCAUUCCUAUUCUCAAGUAACAAAAACGCAUCAUAUUUCACUGGCUAUUUGUAGUAGCCAAAUGUGAAUGGAAUUAUAAUUAUUCUAGAAUCAUUCAGUUGACUGAAUGUGACUGUGGUUGUACUGAAUGUGACUAUGUGGUUGUGCUGUAUGUGAUUGUACUGAAUGUGAUAGUAAGUGUUUGACAUGGGUCUAAUUGAGGCUCCAACCCCCUGCCUUAAAACUCUUUUAUUAAGAUGUGGAUCAUUAUUGCUCAUAUGAGUCUGUGCAGUGUCAAAAUAAUACAUACUGUAUUUCACAUAGAGUAUUCGACAAACUCUUUAUUUACGUUACAAAACUGACAACUACUGUGACGAUGUGUUAGCACAGCAUGUGUCAUCAUUCCCCUGCAGUGUGUGGAUUUACACAGCAAUAUAGCAGACAGCUUAAAUAGUUUAUUUUUAUUUAACCUUUAUUUCACUAGACAAGUCAGUUAAGAACAAAUUCUUAUUUACAAUGAUGGCCAAACUCGGACGACGCUGGGCCAAUUAUGCGGCACCCUAUGGGACUCCCAAUCACUACCAAAUCCAAUAUCACACACUUCUUCCUUAGUAUUCUGAGAACUAUGAGUGGAUCGUGGACCCAUGCAUAAAUGAUAACUUUGCUGUGGGGCAAGUAGAACAUCCGGGUUAGUGUAUGUGCAUUAUCUGGAGAGUUGAUUGUCUUUGUCUCGAAGCCUUUCCAUUUCUGGGGUAUUGAAGAAGCUUCUGAUCUCAACCUUGUUGACAGGUAAGAAACACUUGGUUAGUGUAUGUGUCUUAUCCAAUGGGUUGUCAGGUGAACGUUGAAGAUGCUUCUUGGAGGUGAUCUAAUGAUGUCAUUGAAUCGCUGUCAUUGAGUUGCUCACUGGACAAGACAAUUAUUCACUGAAAAUUAAAUCUGUCUUUCAUUUCACUUAUGUUGAUACUUGAUUGGCUAUUUGCUGUCUUUUGAAAAUACAAAAAUAAAUAUAACUGUUUUAUGAA
This is a messenger RNA of Oncorhynchus mykiss (rainbow trout), 3767 nucleotides long. The record is from RefSeq and is a predicted model, not a curated record. NCBI's taxonomy places the organism in Eukaryota, Metazoa, Chordata, Actinopteri, Salmoniformes, Salmonidae.